Piliocolobus tephrosceles (Ugandan red Colobus) is the source of this 2708-nucleotide messenger RNA. It is a transcript of the gene MPIG6B, whose product is annotated as megakaryocyte and platelet inhibitory receptor G6b. The transcript is spliced from 6 exons. Gene Ontology annotation, cellular component: plasma membrane. The record is from RefSeq and is a predicted model, not a curated record. Lineage: Eukaryota; Metazoa; Chordata; Mammalia; Primates; Cercopithecidae. The coding region runs from base 73 to 786 and encodes 237 amino acids. Gene Ontology annotation, biological process: megakaryocyte development; blood coagulation; platelet formation.
UUCCCUCCGGUCCCCCGCAACCCGCCCCACGCCGCUGAUUCGCUGGCAGCUUCUCCUCACCACAUCCUAACCAUGGCUGUGUUUCUGCAGCUGCUACCGCUGCUGCUCUCGAGGGCCCAAGGGAACCAAGGGGCUUCUCUGGACGGCCGCCCUGGGGACCGGGUGAAUCUCUCUUGCGUAGGAGUCUCUCACCCCAUCCGCUGGGUCUGGGCGCCCAGCUUUCCGGCCUGCAAGGGCCUCUCCAAAGGACGCCGACCGAUCCUGUGGGCCUCUUCGAGCGGGACCCCCACCGUGCCUCCCCUCCAGCCCUUUGUAGGCCGCCUUCGCUCCCUGGACUCUGGUAUCCGGCGGCUGGAGCUCCUCUUGAGCGCUGGGGACUCGGGCACCUUUUUCUGCAAGGGCCGCCACGAGGACGAGAGCCGCACAGUGCUUCACGUGCUGGGGGACAGGACCUAUUGCAAGGCUCCCGGGCCUACCCAUGGGUCCGUGUAUCCCCAGCUCCUGAUCCCGCUGCUGGGCGCUGGACUGGUGCUGGGACUGGGAGCUUUGGGCCUGGUCUGGUGGCUGCACAGGCGCCUGCCCCCGCAACCGAUUGGACCACUCCCUAGAUUUGCUCUGUCCCCUCCACAUAGCUCCACUUGUGAAAACCGAGCCCCAGAGGCCAGUAAAGGAGGAAGAGCCCAAGAUUCCAGGGGACCUGGACCAGGAACCGAGCCUGCUCUAUGCGGAUCUGGACCAUCUAGCCCUCAGCAGGCCCCGCCGGCUGUCCACAAUGGACCCUGCUGAUGCCUCCACCAUCUAUGCAGUUGUAGUUUGAAGGGAAGCCCUUACUCCAAACCUCCCAAGCUAGGGGAUCCCAGCUACCCAUAAUCCCUCUCCCCUCCUUGGUCCCUCACCUGGAAGAGGAAGGCACCAUGGUAUAGAAAUAAGUGCUAGACUGGGAGUUGGGAGACCUGGGCUCUAGGCUGUCUCUGCCACUGAUCUUACUCCUAAACUUAAUCACAUCUCUCCUAUAACCUCCAUGUCUCCCUCACCACCGGUGUCCUCUCUAUAUCCAAUCAAGCCCUAGCUCCUAUCUCACGAUAUCAAAAGUCCCAGACAGUUGCCUUAUCUCUUCCCUUCCCUUCACAGUCAAGCUUUGCAACCAGGGGCAUACACCUGCCUCUUCCAUUUUCUUCUCCUUCACUUUAUCCCCACUGCUCAUCUGUUGAAAUUGCUUAUCUGCUCUCCAUAAGAUUGCCAGUAACGUCCUAAUAGCCACACCCAGUAGACAUUUUUAGCAUUCAUCUGGUUUGGUCUCUGAUUACUCCAUUCCUUUUUUUUUUGAGAUAGAGUCUCACUCUGUCGCCCAGGCUGGAGUGCAGUGGCGCGGUCUUGGCUCACUGCAAGCUCCGCUUCCCGGGUUCACGCCAUUCUCCUGCCUCUGCCUCCUGAGUAGCUGGGACUACAGGCGCCCGCCAACACGCCCAGCUAAUUUUUGGUAUUUUUGGUAGAGACGGGGUUUCACUGUGUUAGCCAGGAUGGUCUUGAUCUCCUGACCUCGUGAUCCACCUGCCUCGGCCUCCCAAAGUGCUGGGAUUACAGGUGUGAGCCACGGCGCCCGGCCUGAUUACUCCAUUCUUUAAGCUCUAUUUUACUUUGUUGCUGGUGUUUUCUUUUUGGACCCCUCUUCCUUGCUCCAUAUCCCUACAGUAUUCCCCAUCAUUCUAGGUUUGUCCCUUUCUGUUCUUCUGGGACACUCUCAUCCACAGUCAGUCCUCAGCUCCCACUUCGGCAAAUGACACCCAGAACUCUGUCUGGCUCAGAUCUCAGAUUUGGGAUUAACAAACUUCCCCUUAGACAUUCUGCCUGACUGACCUCAAGCAUUUUGCACUCCGAAUGUCAAACCCAACUCAUUGUCAUCUCUGAAGCUGCUCACUUAAUUCUCCUCUGCAUUCUCUUUAACAACCCAGUUGCCCAACCCAGAAACUGGGAGUCACGCAGACCUCCUUCCUCUCUUACUCCCACACAGUGAGCCAUAAAGUCCAGUCUUUCUAUCUUAACAUCACUGUCAAGCCCACACUCUAUUCCAUGCCCAGCACUGCCAAGUGAAUGUACUCUCCUCACUUCCUUCCUGGAUUACCCAUAGCCCCACCUCAUCCUCCUACCCUUGCUUUCCUCCCUGAAGUCAGAGAUGCUACUUAAGAGAUAACUGCUUCUGACAGCCCUUAUUACAGAACUGAAGUACUCUCCUUAGCUUCAGCUCUGUGCCCACAUGCCUUGGCUUUGGAUACAACAUACUACAGCACUUUGUCCACUCUCCAGGCUUAUCUCUGUCACUCCACAUGCACAUCUUAGAAAAUGUCAGCCUUAAGAGAAUUCUCCCUAGCCCCAAAAUGUCUUUGCCAGUGCAAUUCCUUCUUUCUGUAGUACCGCUUUCCCUCCUCCACACUACCUGCCUGGCUAAUUCUUAUUUAUCCUCAGUUCAAGUGUGGCCUUCUCUGGGAAGCUGACCCUCCUUGCCCACCCCUUGUAUAUACUUUGAUGCCCUAGGGCACACCCCCUUUAUUUCCCUCAUAGAAACAGCCUUCUGUAAAUUGUUCCAUCACAUCACAACCUGUAUUUCAAUUUGGAAGAAAUUUGCAUGUACUGUGAGCUCCCCACCAUCAGGAGACUGACCCUUUUGAUAUCAUUACUAAGCCUCAGUAAAUGAAUGAAUGAAAAAUGAA